Linum tenue is the source of this 4456-nucleotide messenger RNA. Lineage: Eukaryota; Viridiplantae; Streptophyta; Magnoliopsida; Malpighiales; Linaceae. The record is from the annotation of a GenBank genome assembly.
CAGUUACCACCACCAGCCAGAAGAGGCCACACAGCCAAUGCAGGCAGGCAGUUCCUUUUGGUUCCGAUUUCUGUUCCUAUUUCCGCCAUCGAAUUCCGCCUACUCUGAUCCUUCGCCGCCAACGUAGGAGGUGUACCGAAGAUCGCAGCCGGCGAAUGUGCGAUAUAUAGUUAACGGUAAAAGGACUGAUACGGCGACAGUUGAGAGAGAAUAGUGCCAUUCCGUGAGUAAACCUUCAUCGGAUCUUGUACGCUUGUGUUAAACGACGAACAAGAGAGAGAGAGAGAUGGAGGUGGUGCCGGUGGAGCAAGAGAAGGAAGAGGCAAUGGAAGGUUGGUUGUACGUCGUGCGGUCCAAUCGAAUUGGAUUGCAGUACUCCUUCAAGAUCACCAUCUCAAGAGCUUCAAGUCCGUCCCUGAUUCUACUGACCAGAAAACUUGUGGUGUUGGCUUGGUUUGCCUUUUGUGUGUUGGCAGAAGAACCAAGUGUUACAGUUGAGGAUACAGUUUCUAUUCAAGGUGGGAGGAGUCAUAUUCUCUGCUUACUGUUCAAGGAGAACUUUGCUGAAUUUGUAGAAUCUGAGUUUGGGUGGACUGGAUAUGGGGAACUAUCUGGGUUUUGGAAAGUAUUUUGUAUCCACUUGCUUCAUAGAGUUCAAGAUCCUCUAAGAAGCGCGGUUAUAGAUUCCUGUAUUCGAGUGACAGACAAUGGAAGAGAGAAUGUUAAUAGAAAAGUACUCUUCAUUUUUACACUUUUUAACAGUUCAAAUCACAGCGAUCAACUUAAGUUGGGAGCCAGCAGUCCUGAGGAAGCAGCAAAAUGGAUUCACUCAUUUCAAGGAGCUGCUGUGAAGGGUAGUAAUAACGUUGUAGGUUGUUCAAGGAACACCUGGCAGUCCUUCAGAUUGACUGAUUCUGGACGAGUACGACAUUUUAGAUCGAUAGAUUGGACUCUUUGUUCCACUUCAGCCACACAUACUGAUCCAGUAAAUGAUGUGAUUGCACCUUCAUCUUGGACAAUUUUUGGAUGUCAAAAUGGUUUACGUCUCUUUAAAGAAACAAAAGACAGAGAUUCUCAUGGUAAGUGGGAUGACCAUCCUGCAAUAAUGGCCGUGGGUGUGGUUGAUGGAUCAUCGGAGUCCAUUUUCCAAACUCUCAUGUCUCUUGGUCCCACGAGAUCAGAGAAAACCUGUUUCCAGAAAGGUUUGAAAUUUACUUUUUUCCUUGCAGAUGGGACUUCUGUUUCCACAAAGGAAGUCUGGUUGAGCACCUUGAUGGCCAUACUGAUAUUAUUCACAAGCAGUUGUACCGUGACUGACUACCUUGGUUCGGAUCGACUUUAUAAUAUUCACAACUUUAUAUUGAUUCAAUCAUCUCAAGGUCUGAACUCUUAUGCUUGCUAUAUCAUCCAUUUCAGGGGAAUGAAACGAAGAGAUCUUCUGCUGCGGAGGUACUGGAGGAGGGAGGAUGAUGGAACGUAUGCACUAAGGGAGCUGUUCAAGGCAAAACUAGGACCCUGUGGCCCAGAGUUUUCAUCAGGAGAGUUGGCAGGUAGUGGAUUGAACGUGACUGUCGUGGAUGUGGGUACUGAUGAUGCUGAAAUGAUAACCAAUGAUGAUGUCAAGGCAAGCAAGUGUAUGGCCGAAGAAGCAGAUAACGCUCCUUCGGGGCGUGCAAGCUUAGGAGGCCUUAAUGAUGCUGCUGCAGAUGAGUUUUUUGAUGUUCCAGAACCUUCUGAUAGUGAAUGCUGGAGUUACGAUUUUGGUUCAGAAGGGCACUCUCAGGAUAUGCGUCAACCUAAGCUAUCUACCGCAGCUGGUUUCGUGAAGAAGUUGCAUGAUCUUGCAGGUGCCAGCAUUGCACCUGUUCUUGCAACCGUCCAGUGGAUUUUCUCAUUUUGCCAAAUUAACCAUGCCAUUGCUUGUGCUUUAGUUCAAAAGAGGGGAUAUGUGGACUUACAAGACUUGGUUAGAGAAGACAAUCUAUCCUGCGGCUAUGGGACCACUCUUCCUAAAGAUGAAACAUAUACAAUGCUCUCCAGCUGGGCAAUGACUGAUCCUUCAACCUUUUUGAUUCGGGGAAAAAAUUAUCUUCAAGACCAGAAGAAGAUCAAGGCAAGGGGCACUUUGAUGGAGAUGGUUGCUGCAGAUUGGCUAAAAUCUGACAAGCGGGAAGAUGAUUUAGCAGGCCGUCCUGGAAGUAUUGUUCAGAAAUAUGCGGCCCAAGGUGGGCCAGAGUUCUUCUUGAUUAUAAACAUACAAGUGCCAGGUUCUACAACAUACAGUCUUGCUUUGUACUUCAUGAUGAACACACCUUUGGAAGAUUCGCCAUUGCUACAGAGCUUUGUAAACGGGGAUGAUGCAUUCAGGAACUCGAGGUUUAAACUCAUUCCUUACAUAUCCAAGGGUUCCUGGAUAGUGAAACAAAGCGUUGGAAAGAAAGCAUGCCUAAUUGGCCAAGCACUGGAAAUGAACUAUUUCCGGGGGAAGAACUACCUCGAGCUUGGAGUGGACAUAGGGUCAUCUACAGUCGCAAGAGGCGUAGUCAGUCUCGUACUGGGCUACCUUAGCAAUUUGGUCAUCGAAAUGGCUUUCCUUGUUCAGGCUAACACGGAAGAGGAACUGCCGGAGUAUCUGCUGGGGACGUGCAGGACUUUGAGUAGGAUCUCGGUGAAUGGCUCUUGCCCUCAAACUAGUACCGGUUUUGGUGCUUACUUACGCGUUGGUGAACCAUUGUUUCAGUUGACAACUAAUCAUUUCUUCUCUCUGGCAUACCACAUAUGUUUUCCGCUAGUAAACAGCUACGCUGUUGAAGAUGGUUUUGGCCAGUGUGAAAAUGUUGUCAAGAAGUGGACCACCUCAGCUCUUGAACAAGAAGCUAAGGAAGACAAACAUACCCUUCGAGAUUUGUUGUUUUUUCUUCAUGUCCCAAGAACUGGAGGGCGCACUUACUUUCACUGUUUCUUGAAAAAGUUAUACUCUGGCUCAGAUGAGUGUCCCCGUUCUUAUGAUAAGUUACACUUUGACCCAAGCAAACAAAAGUGCAGGCUAUUGGUUACUCAUGAUGACUAUAGCAUGAUUUCUAAGCUUCCCAAGGAGAAAACUUCAAUGGUGACCAUACUCAGGAAUCCUGUUGACCGGGUCUUUAGUGCUUAUGAGUUUUCAAUUGAAGUAGCUGCUCGGUUUUUGGUGCAUCCUAACUUAACGUCUGCAACUCAAAUGGCUGGUCGCUUGCGGUCUAAAUCCCCCGGAAUGAGUACAUUGGAUAUAUGGCCUUGGAAAUACUUGGUUCCAUGGAUGAGAGAAGACCUGUUUUCUAGGAGGGAUGCAAGAAAGCUUAGAGGCUCAGAUAGAAUUGAGAGCAAUAACCCAUAUAGCAUGCAGGAGAUUGUGAUGCCAUUACUUCAAUAUAUAAAUGACCCUAUAGCUCGUGAUAUUGUUCACAAUGGAGCAACUUUUCAGAAGAGGCUUGAUGAUAUGCUGUAUGUUGGUCUCACAGAGGAUCACAAAGAAUCUGCUACAAUGUUUGCAAAUGUGGUCGGAGCACAGGUGAUAUCCCAGACAUUAUCAUCAUCAUCAAAUGCUACCACAAAGUGGAAACCGGCUAAUCAGAAAUCAGGCCAUAGCUCUUUGAUCUCAAAUCCCGAGGCUGACCACGAGGAUCAUCUAGUGGGGCAGACUAACACCACAGUUCAUUCCACAGAUCAUUUAAGUGACAAUAGAGAAAAUAUGACGGUGAAGAAACUAAUGGGGUCUUAUGAAGGCUGUAUAAAGAAUUUAAGGAAAACACAUUCGCGCCGUCGAACUCUCUCCCUGAGGAGGAUUGCUCCUGCAAACUUCUCCAAGACGGACCGAGUGAAGGUUCCUGAGAUGGUGCUCGAGGAGAUCAGAUCUCUGAACCAGCUAGAUGUGGAGCUUUAUGAAUAUGCUCGCAACAUAUUCACUAACCAACACCAGAAAAGUCUCUUUCAACCAUAUGACACCACUGAAGGCCUGGGAAGGCUCGGCAGCAUUUUCAGCAACUAUUCAUCAGAUGGAGGAGUAAUGUCGUUGAGAUUACUGUCACUGGGUAUGUUUGUGGCCUUGUUCCUCCUGCUUGUAUAUGUCAACGCCAGGAGGAAAAUAUCGAAAGUCAAAAUAUAGAACUGAACAGGUAAAAACAAAACGUUACAGCAAAACUACAUGUAUAAAUACGUGUGGGGAAGGGAGCUUUGAUCAUAGUUUCCCACCUGCUCCAACUCCAACUUGAAGCUUUAAGACGAACCGAAAACAUGUGAUGUUGGGUACAUCGUACAUUGUAUUGUGAGUGGUGGUUAAUUAUUUCAAAUCUUUCGAGCCCACAAAUUAGUAGUGGCGGUGGCAGUGGGACAGUGGUGGUAACGUAACAAUUAGACCAACGAACCCUUUAUUCGUUAGUUUUUUCCUUUAUUUGGGAAUGUGAAGGCUACCAAAUCGGAG